CUCUUCUUGUGCAUAAACGAGCAACUACUUCGAGCGAGUCAGACGUGCAAACACAGAAGAGUACGCACACGUGACACUUAACUGCAUUUGGGAGCAGAAUGUCUGUGAAUGCGCCCAGCAGCAGUGAUGCAUGUUUAAGCAUCGUUCACAGCCUGAUGUGCCACCGCCAGGGAGGAGAGAAUGAGAGCUUCGCCAAGCGUGCCAUCGAAAGCCUGGUAAAGAAACUCAAAGAGAAAAGAGACGAGCUCGACUCCCUCAUCACUGCCAUCACCACAAAUGGAGUUCAUCCAAGCAAAUGUGUCACCAUACAAAGAACGCUGGAUGGACGUUUACAGGUGGCUGGGCGGAAGGGUUUCCCUCAUGUCAUAUACGCUCGUCUGUGGCGAUGGCCGGACCUUCACAAGAAUGAGCUCAAGCAUGUCAAGUUCUGCCAGUAUGCAUUUGAUCUGAAGUACGAUAACGUGUGUGUGAACCCCUACCACUAUGAGCGCGUGGUGUCCCCUGGGAUCGUUGGAUUCAGUUUGCCAAACACAGGCAGGCUGAUAAAAGAAGAGCACAUACAUGACUGCAUCCAGAUGGAGGGUCCGUCGAGUAUGACUUUACAGCAAGACCAUCAUCCUCCAGAUCACUACAGCCCACAGCCGCUGAGACUGAUCUCCCCAGAGCCGCCCCAGCGAACCACUUCCUCGGUCACUCUCUACCCCAGCCUGCCCCUCUCUCCACCCUCAAGUGCUUCCAGGUUGUCAAUACAAGCAGAACGUCCCGAGGGACUGUUACAGAUCGCCUCCCCAGCUGGACGGGCCUUGACCUCCAGCUCUCCACCUUCCACCCCAACACACAGUCACGCACCCACACACAGCCAGCCUUCGUCCCAGCAGCCCUCCGUCAGCCAGAGUGAAUACAGCACGUCCAAGCACACACAGACACAGGGGUCUUACCACACAACAACCUGGACUGGGACCAGCACAGCCUCCUAUACUCCUGCUGGAUCACAGCAGAAUGGGCGGAGUCAUCAGCAAGGACCUCCCCCUCACACUAGCCACUUCUGGUCUCAGCAUCACACACCAACCUCGUACCCUCAACCAGUUUCAAACCAUCCAGGCCCAGAGUUCUGGUGCUCAAUCUCUUACUUUGAGAUGGACGUGCAGGUCGGGGAGAUGUUUAAAGUUCUAGCCAAUUGUCCUGUGGUGACAGUGGACGGAUAUGUGGACCCUUCAGGCGGGGACCGCUUUUGUUUGGGUCAGCUGAGCAAUGUUCACAGAACUGAUGCCAGUGAGAGAGCACGGCUUCACAUCGGUAAAGGUGUUCAGCUGGAGUGCCGUGGGGAGGGGGACGUGUGGAUGCGUUGCCUUAGUGACCAUGCUGUAUUCGUGCAAAGUUACUACCUGGACAGAGAGGCAGGGAGAGCGCCAGGGGAUGCUGUUCACAAGAUCUACCCAGGGGCCCUCAUUAAGGUGUUUGAUCUUCGUCAGUGUCACAGGCAAAUGCAGCAGCAAGCGGCGACUGCGCAGGCAGCUGCGGCUGCACAAGCUGCAGCGGUGGCUGGGAACAUCCCGGGGCCUGGCAGUGUUGGAGGAAUCGCUCCAGCCAUCAGUUUGUCGGCGGCAGCCGGGAUUGGCGUUGAUGACCUCAGACGUUUGUGUAUCCUGCGGCUAAGUUUUGUAAAGGGCUGGGGACCUGACUACCCUCGACAGACCAUCAAACAGACACCGUGCUGGGUGGAAGUUCAUCUGCACCGUGCCCUGCAGCUGUUGGAUGAGGUCCUGCACACCAUGCCCCUCGCUGACCCCGGACCUGCCAACUGACCCAGAGACUUCCAAAUAGACAAGGCCUGCCACAAAAACAGAGAGGACGAUAGACAGAGAGAAGGAGAGAAUCACACACCUGCACAGGCAAACAGUGACUCAUAGUACCACAUACACUUAAGCCUUCACAUACGCUGUCUUUCCACAGCCUUGGCCGGCAAAGUGCCUCUGAACUGACCAGUGUUUAGUCCACUCUUGGGUGCUGUUGACCUGGUUGUCAUGGUAACACAGACCAAAGGCCCUGCUGAUGAGUUCACACUAAUGGAGGUCCAGAAGAGGUGAAAGUAAGUUGGUUAAGAGGGAGAGAGAGAUUCAUAUGAUAGCACGAUUAAUAUGCUCAAUCUUCAGAGACUCAAGUAUGGAUAUUAAUGGUAUUUUUAACCCUUUAACAGGCAAAAUUUACAUAAAGGUAUUAUUUAAAACAAAAAAAGAAACACAUUUAAUAUAUAUAUAUAUAUAUAUAUAUAUAUAUAUAUAUGUGUGUGUGUGUAUAUGUGUAUAUAUAUAUAUAUAUAUAUAUAUAUAUAUAUAUAUAUAUAUAUAUAUAUAUAUGUAUAUAUUAAUGUGUGUGUGUAUGCAGAUAUUAACUGCACUUUGCAUACACGUUAAUAUUAGUAUUUACUACUUCUAAUCCUUACCUUAACCAACAUUGCAGUUGUCCUGGGUCUCUGAGGGUUAAAGCUCUGACUCAAUCUGAUUUAUCAUAGUUUUUAAAGUUUCAGCUAAUCUGAAUGUUGAGUGCAGGCAGUAUGUCCAGGAAUAAAUGCAUUUCUUAAAUGGACAGUAUUCUACAAGGCAGUAUAUUUUAUCUGAAAAAUCUUGAAAUGAGACCAAAGAAUCUGCAGUUUUAAUGACAUUCGACUUAUGAAUGCCAUAAUAGUUUAUAAUUCAGUGAUACAGAGAUAGUUGGAGACAGUGGGAUUUUUGUCUGCUAACCUAUACACGAGGGAUAUAUUAAACAGUGCUGAACUAUAUGCUAAAACAGUUUGACACUUCAUACAUGCUAAAAAACAAUGUCAGAAGUACGGACACCUAGUGGUUAUUUCAAAUAUUGCAUUCACUCAUACACAGCUUUGCAUUUUUGGUUUAAUACAAACUUUAUUACAAACUGUAUUUAAUUCGAGGAUUCUGUGAGAGGAUGUGCUAUAUUCUGAAUAUAUUCAUGACAAAAUGUAUGCCUCCAAGAGAGUUCUACAUAACUAUAUUCAGAUUACAACGUGCUCGCAAGUGCCUUAUUGCUUACAUAAAAGAAUCACUAUAAUAUAAAAAUACUAAUAUUCUAAAUUCAGCAGCAUUCAUCCGCUAGAAGAUAUAUGACAUAUGGCAUACUAACAACAAUCACAGAUAACAACUUUAUUGAUACUUACUUUAUAUCACCCUUCUGGCCUCAAGGAAUAGCAAAGGGUCCAUAGGCUGGGAUUUACCAAACCUUUUUGUCAGUCGAACCCCUUUGACCUAAAAUAUUUACUUGAAGCACCCUUUAUAAGGUAUAAGUUAAAAACAUGUUUGCAUGUUCACAGAUAUCUGUUAACAGUUAAUGGUCACACGACAUGCAAGUAAACAAAUAAAAUAUGUAACUUUUUAGUACGUUGUUUGAACUGGUUUUUUUUUUGUUUGUUUGUUUUUUUUUUUUUUACAAUUUUAGGAUUUUAUUAAUUAUUAGCUUUUCAUCAGCGCAUAAAUCCCCUGCAGUUUUCUCAUUCAUGAACCCCAUUAUGAAAAACCCUGCAACCGUAUCAUAAAAAUAGUCCUAUUCCAUAUUUUUGACAUCCUGAAUAUCGCAUAGGGAAGUAUUCA
Molecule: messenger RNA, 3602 nt
Organism: Puntigrus tetrazona (Sumatra barb)
Lineage: Eukaryota; Metazoa; Chordata; Actinopteri; Cypriniformes; Cyprinidae
Gene: smad10b
Product: SMAD family member 10b
Exons: 12
Coding region: 99-1805 (568 amino acids)
Biological process (GO): regulation of transcription by RNA polymerase II; cell differentiation; BMP signaling pathway
Cellular component (GO): heteromeric SMAD protein complex
Molecular function (GO): I-SMAD binding; RNA polymerase II cis-regulatory region sequence-specific DNA binding; DNA-binding transcription factor activity, RNA polymerase II-specific
Source: RefSeq, a predicted model, not a curated record